Molecule: messenger RNA, 1571 nt
Organism: Cydia pomonella (codling moth)
Lineage: Eukaryota; Metazoa; Arthropoda; Insecta; Lepidoptera; Tortricidae
Product: gustatory receptor for sugar taste 43a-like
Exons: 9
Coding region: 337-1491 (384 amino acids)
Biological process (GO): sensory perception of taste
Cellular component (GO): neuronal cell body; membrane; dendrite
Source: RefSeq, a predicted model, not a curated record
AUACAAUACUUUUUUCUACGAGUGAUCUAAAACUUCUUACUUGAAAAUUGGUAAGUGCCUUAGUAGACCACAAUGUAUACUACAACAAUAUUUUGGAACGUUAGCUUGUGAAGAUGUUCUUGAAAUCGACUGUGCUAUAGUUGGGUGGUUUUGUACUGAUUUUUUGUUUAUCUUUAUAUUAAAUAAGUGGAGGAUGAAGAGUUGCACGCGGAAGGUGCACUGGCGCUGCUGCUGCGGCUGUGCUGUUGGGCCAGAGUUGCGCCGAGACGCGUGCGCACCCGCAGCGGCUGGAGCUUCGAAACAUCCGCGUCACUUGCGUCGCUGCAGGCCUUCGGGAUGACAUUGCUCAAUGCGGCAAUUAUAACUAGUAUAAUCCUGGACUUCUACCAAGAGCCAGAAAAGCGACUCCGAGUCGGCGCCACUUUUUUGAAGACGGUCAUUUGGCUCACUGAGAUAGCGUUGGUUAUGGGUAUUGCCAGCCUCGCUGUAUACACAGGACCCGCCCAGGUGGAGUGCUUGAAGAGAGUACUAAAGCAGUUACAAAAGAUCAAUUCGGACCUGAACUUAAACAAUCCAUCUGCUAAAACUGAAAAAAUAAAAAGUAUCAUAAUGGUUAUCUUGCUGACGUGGGUGGUCUUCAUUAUGAUUAUGGAUGUUGUUUUUUAUUACCCACAUAGUUUAGAGGAGGGAACGGUGUGUAUAUUGUGCCUGCAACUUCCAUUCUACGUCGCGCACUUGUUGUGGUGGCAGGCGGUUCUGCGCUGGGCUCUCACAGUGGAGGCCGUGCAUGGUGCUGCUGCAACUGUUAACCAUCGCUUGCAAUCGAUUCGUCUUGCUACGAUGAAACCAGUAUCGAUGAAGCUGGAUGAGUUCCUGAGCAAACCUCGCUCCAUCGGCACUCUACUGAACUGUAUUAGGGAUCCAGCCUUGACAGCGAAGACGACUGAAUUGGGAAUCCAAAACUUCACUUAUCCAGCGCAAGUAAAAACCCUGAUUCGGUGUCUCGCUCUCUCAUACGAGCGUAUUGGCGACAUCAUGAGACAGAUGAACGAAACCAACGGCUUAUUGCUCAUGAUCAUACUCACGACCACUUUCAUGAAACUGGUUGUAACGCCAUACUACAUGUUGAUAUAUGCACUUGAUGACGAGAGCAACGUGGUGUUUGAUGUGAUGCUGUCCCUGAACUGGAGUCUCGCCAUCCUGGCUAUUCUGGUACUGACCAUAGAGCCAUGCCACAGGGUGCAUUCACAGAGGGAGCGCACCGAAGUCCUAGUUAGACAGCUGACAGCACACCUGGCUCCAAGUAGGCAGCUAUCCAAGGAACUGGAGCAGUUCACUAAGCUAAUCGUGCUGAACAAGCCCAGAUUCACGGCGCUUGGAAUCUAUACCCUGGAUCGACCGCUUAUGGCGAUGAUGCUGAGCGGUAUAACAACGUAUUUAGUCAUCAUCAUACAAUUUCAAAAGUUUUCUCACAAACUAGAGUACGACUAACAAGAUUUUUAAACAUGAGAUAAUUUUUAAAUAUUUCUCUUCAAAUUCCUUUUUUACCUCGCUAGCUCGAAAGAACUUUA